AUGUCGCCUGCCAGCAACAAAAUCAACUCCAAGAAAACGAUUCAAUACUCGCUAGAUGGGCUCUUUGGGCGCUUCGCAAGCGGGUGGAAACGGCUGUCGGCCAAGGAUGUGAAGGCGGUCACGAAGGCGCUGCGUGAACGCGGUUUACUGCAAUCCUCCGCUAAUACGGGUGGCACGAAUCCGGAGCAGUAUUUGAAAAAUCUCGUGGCUGCAUUGCCACAGGUUGCGCAGUCUGUGCUUCCCGAAAGAUUUCCGCAACAAGUGCUCAGUACAUCCUUCGCAUUCGUGCCCGUCGCUACGGGUCAGGAUGACGACUCGCAAGAUGGAGCUGUGGUUCGGGCAUUUCAUGUCAAAUACGGCGAAGGAACAAGCGGCAAUGCCAGCAGAAGCUGCGAUGUAGCCAAGACCGAGUCGGCCAUUGACAAGGAGAUUGCCCGCGUCCGCCUCUCCGACGUUGGUAUCACGCACAUUUGGGGCAUAGAUAAGGACGAGGCUCACCGUCUCGGUGUCGCGGUCGCCGAACGCAUCCUUCAAGGUGACAUUCGGCGCAAGUUCCAUUUCACCGUCUCCAACACUGCCAAGAACCUCGAUCGUGUCACAGUCUCCUGUCACUCACGCAUUUUCAUCUCUACCGCGAAACCGUUCAAUAUGUAUAAGGAUGCAAAGGAGCUCGUGCAACUCAUGCUGUUUGCGACCUUCGCUAUCCCUGAGCAACUUGGUUGCGAUUCAUCUUUGGACGCGCUCUCGAAUACUUCGACGCAAGCGCACCUGCCUAUUUCUGAACUAGCGGAAGUCAUCUCGAAGGGACCCCUCCAUCCAGGCUGUUUGCGCGCUGUUGAAGCCGGUGGACCCCUCGAAGGUCUCACAAAAUUUGCUCGACCCGAUGGCGCCGAUUACGUUCUUCGCGACUACACUCUGUGUGACGCAAACCUCAACGUUCCAGAUCUCAAAUCGCGGCAAGACCUCAUCGUUGACACUCUCAUGGAAGUCGCAGGGAUCUAUGGAGACGAUAAACUUUCGUCUUGUGAUAUGAUUGAACAGCUCUCGGGCUCAUGGCAGCACGGCUAUCACUACAACAGAGGCCCGACGAACAUAAUCAAUCCUCGUAUGAACCUUGUGAAGAUCCGCGCGCCGUCUGGCGAGAAUCUGCCCCACGUCGACGACCCAACAGUGUAUUUCCAGGCCCUGAGCCUGUGCGCCUCAGCCGCUAACCAUCUGCGCAGCGCAGGCCUUGUCCAUCACGGUUUUUAUCCGGAGAACAUCAUGGUGCAUUACCGGCAACCGACUGCUCCUGCGUCGACUGAGGACGCAAACACUGCCUCACAAGUCACUGUCGAAAUUGCCAGCAUGGAGUUCAGCAAACCGUACAAGGCAGCGACAGACUGGCUACUAUCCCUGCUACAAAAGGACGAUGGGCCCAAUCGCUACGGUCCUACAAGCUUCACACCUGUCGAAGUAAGCCAGAUGAGGCAUCUCUUUGGCGAGGCAGAUGAUUACAGACAGAAAUCGCUGUCCUCUGGCUUCUUCGCGUACAACUUCUUGCACGAUCUCGAACCUCUCUUAUGGAUCGCGCUCAAGUUCUUCCAUCGACAUACCCCGCUUCGCCCUCCCGAAGGCAUGGAGCGUUGGCCCGUCUACAAGGACGCACUCAUGGACGUAGCCACUUGGGCGCACAAGCUAUUCCCCUGCUCGGGGUUCUUGACUAUCCACAGUGACCUCGAUUUUCGGCCUCGCGUCAAUCUAUUGAAGUAUCGCGAAAACCGGGAUUCUGUGAAUCGAGCACUGGCGCAGGUGUACGGGGAAAACUCCCCGGUACUCAGAAUCGCAGAUCUCUUCCAAGACCUCGCGGAAGCCUACGGGAAGAUCGAGGAGGCCCCGAACCACAUUUUACUUUGCGGCAGGGAACGCCUGCAGCUGCCCAAGAGCACGCGCUUCGACCCGUCGUUGUUCGAGCAGCACGUUGGGGUCUACGACCGCGUGCGGGAUGUGCUCAAGGAGGUCAGUGCGCACUUCGCGAGCGGGAACGAUUCGUUGGUCAAGUGGGCAAAUAUGAAUUGGGACACGGGGGCGCCGCUGCAGUGCGAGCCGCCUCCGAAAGCGGAUUCCGAAUUCGAAUCCGACCCUGAAUUUGGGUCAUCCGCAACGGCAGCGCUUGGGCAAAGAGCGCAAGAGGCCGCACCAAUGCCUAGCACCGGUACCGGAGACAUGACUGCUCAGACCGAUACCACGGACGAUGCGGCGUUGGAGGAAGAGACACUGGUAGCGGAGACGCCCACGACGGAGGAUGCAGUCAAACUAGGGAAGCGGAAGGCAGAGGAGGAGCCUGAGGCGGACCAGCCCCGCGAAGCUAAGCGACAGGCGUUUGUUGCGUCGGAACCUCGAUGA
Schizophyllum commune H4-8 is the source of this 2385-nucleotide messenger RNA. RefSeq lists its product as uncharacterized. The transcript is spliced from 4 exons. NCBI's taxonomy places the organism in Eukaryota, Fungi, Basidiomycota, Agaricomycetes, Agaricales, Schizophyllaceae. Bases 1 to 2385 code for a protein of 794 amino acids. The record is from RefSeq and is a predicted model, not a curated record.